AUGAUCCUGCUAUCAUUCAUAUUUAAAUUAUAUUCAUUGAUUCUCCUUCUUCAUCCCCACAAUCAAAGAUUAUCCCCCUCCAUUUCCACAAUAUUAUUAAUUCCAAUAUCCACCCUUUUCGCAACAACAAUAACAGCCGCCUCAGUCGGACAAGUCCUUGCCCCAGAAUAUGGAACCUACGUCAACCCCAACCCCCGUUCAUUCACCAAAUGUGAUCCAAACGACCCAAUUAAACUAUCUGGGUGUUGCAACGAUGUAUUAUCCCGCUUAGACGAAUGCCGAGCUGAUGAUUUAGCAUGUGAAUGUUGUGCACUUCAAAGUAUUGAACAGGAAUGUUAUCAUUUAUGUCCCGGGAAUCCACUGGCUAAUUUCUUGAGUGUUUUGAUGAAUGAUUGUGCUGAAUUGAGUGAGAUUAAUGCUUGUUCUUUGCCGUUUAAGAAGGAUGAUGAAGAUAAUGAGACGAGUAGAAAACUUAGGAAGAAAUUCAAGGGUGUGAGUGGAAAAGAAAAGGAAGAGGAGGGUGAAGGGAAUGGGAAGAAGAAGAAUGGGUUGAAGGAUGUUGGAAAUGAUGGGCUGGGGAUGGCGGCAGUGACUUCGAUUAAAAGUAAAGUGAAGGAUGAGUAUAGUGAUUCGUUGCCUAAUCCACCAACAUUUUCAGAACCAUUUAGAAAUAAGAAGAUUAAAUUGUUGUUAGAUGGAGAAGAAGUGGUAGAUGAAGAUCAUAAAGACAAAGAAGAGGAGGAAGACGACAAGGAUGAACAUAUGCCAAGCAAGAAUAAGGUUAAGCAUGUUAAUUCUACAAAUAAUACGAAUGUUUCCGGUUCUCAACUGGAUAAUGGAUCUAAUGUUUCUAGAUCAUCAGCUACAACUACAUUUAUUCUUCUUUUCAUUUGCUUCUUAGUAGCAUUAAACUAA
Hemisphaericaspora subhashii is the source of this 915-nucleotide messenger RNA. It is a transcript of the gene PGA43, whose product is annotated as Pga43p. Lineage: Eukaryota; Fungi; Ascomycota; Pichiomycetes; Serinales; Debaryomycetaceae. The transcript has a single exon. The coding region runs from base 1 to 915 and encodes 304 amino acids. The record is from RefSeq and is a predicted model, not a curated record.